Blastomyces gilchristii SLH14081 is the source of this 739-nucleotide messenger RNA. RefSeq lists its product as uncharacterized. NCBI's taxonomy places the organism in Eukaryota, Fungi, Ascomycota, Eurotiomycetes, Onygenales, Ajellomycetaceae. Bases 236 to 604 code for a protein of 122 amino acids. The record is from RefSeq and is a predicted model, not a curated record. The transcript has a single exon.
GAAAAAAGGAUCAGUCCAUUUGGAAUCGAAGAAACCAUGAUUUCGCAUUAAGAAACUAACACACUUCUCCCCACAUCCCAACUGUCUCCGUUUUAAGUUGCCGCACGGGAACCCCGUAUUACCUCCCGCCGAAGUCCAAGCUUGCGGGCGAACAAGAAGGAACCGUAGGAAUAUUCCGUCUGGGAUAAACCUAGUUUAGCCUCUGCCAAACUACAAUUCCUGGAAUAAACAAUAAAUGGAAAGCACUAAUGCGUUUUUUCUUCUUCGUAUGAAGAAAGCUCCCAUUUGGCAUCGGGGAUUUUUACAAGAGCCCCAGCUAAGAACUCCACCAUCCCUUUGCAUCCGGGAUACGAGAUGCCCUCCACACCUCGUUCCGGAUGUACCGCUUCUGGGAACCGCUAUUUUAAAUUGCCGGGGCCGGGUGACUAUCACCACUGCGCGUCAAAACGUGAAAAGCCCUAGAAAACCUUGGAAGAGAGCUCCAGGAUCACCCAUCUUUCCCACCCUUGUGAAGGUAUUUUCUAGAACGCGAACUAAUCCCAGAAAGCUAUCAGCUCACCGAAAGCGACCUCCCACCUCCCCCAAGUGCAGCCUUUUGAUCUAGCUAUGCAGUUCCAUGUCGCAGAUCACUUUAAAGCACAUCUAGAAGAUGCAAACUAUCAAAAUAUAAACUGGCAUCGAAAAGGGCAAAUAGGACAUAGCUACGUAGUUUUUCGCUAUAUGAUAGUGAGAGAUUUUG